GUCUGAUCACUGACCUGUGUCUAUCUGCAGGAAGCAGCAUGGCCUCGUUACAUGGAGCCGCCCGACUUCUCGUCUGCCAGGCCUGGACCGCCAUUAACAGACAGACCUUCAGCCUCUCAGCAUCGUGCGGAGCCAUCCAGAAGCUGACGCGGGUUCGCGUGGUGGAUAACAGCGCCCUAGGAAAUACGCCGUAUCACAGGCCCCCCCGCUGCAUCCACGUGUACAACAAGAACGGCGUGGGGAAGGUGGGAGACCGGAUCCUCCUGGCCAUUAAGGGGCAGAAGAAGAAAGCCCUGAUAGUGGGCCACAAGAUGCCCGGCGCCCCCAUGACGGCCCGCUUCGACUCCAACAACGUGGUGCUUAUAGAGGACAAUGGCAACCCCGUGGGCACCAGAAUCCGGGUCCCCAUUUCAUCCUGCCUGAGGAAGGACGGCGAGCACUCCAAGGUGCUGGCCAUAGCCCAGUCCAUUGUGUGACGAGACAGGU
Molecule: messenger RNA, 486 nt
Organism: Nanorana parkeri
Lineage: Eukaryota; Metazoa; Chordata; Amphibia; Anura; Dicroglossidae
Gene: MRPL14
Product: mitochondrial ribosomal protein L14
Exons: 2
Coding region: 39-476 (145 amino acids)
Biological process (GO): translation
Cellular component (GO): mitochondrion; ribosome
Molecular function (GO): structural constituent of ribosome
Source: RefSeq, a predicted model, not a curated record